Anthostomella pinea is the source of this 2022-nucleotide messenger RNA. Lineage: Eukaryota; Fungi; Ascomycota; Sordariomycetes; Xylariales; Xylariaceae. The record is from the annotation of a GenBank genome assembly.
AUGGUGUCACUUAAGCUAGCCGCUCUGGCUGGCGCCCUUGCCGUGCCUUUGACUGCUGCUGUGGAGAUCAGUGUGAGCUCCGAAGGGGGUAAUGCCACCAGCGGUCAUCAGUAUGGCUUCUUACACGAGGACAUCAACAACUCAGGUGACGGUGGUCUCUACGCCGAGCUCGUCCGCAACCGGGCUUUCCAGGUCAGCGAGACGUUCCCUCCCACCCUGGAGGCCUGGUAUCCCGUCAACGGCGCGCAGCUAUCUCUCAAGAACCUCAGCACGCCGCUGUCCGAGGCAUUACCUACUUCGAUGAAUGUCGCAGCCGGCAACAGCACCCGUUACAGCAAUUCCACCACCAAGGUCGGAUUCUUCAACGACGGUUACUGGGGCAUGGAUGUCAAGGUUCAGACGUAUUCGGGUUCCUUCUGGGUACUGGGUGAAUAUGAUGGCUCCUUCACUGCUUCGCUACAGUCGAAUAUCACGGGAGAGGUUUUUGGAUCGGUCAAGGUCGAGUCUCAGUCGCAGCCUGAUGAGUGGAUCGAGCACACCUUCGAGUUGACCCCUUUCAAAGAUGCUCCAAGCUCCAACAACACUUUCGUAAUCACUUUCGACUCAGUGGGCGUGAGUUCGGGAUCACUUGAUUUCAAUGUCAUCAGUCUCUUCCCUCCGACAUAUAAGGGUCGCAAGAACGGCAUGCGGAUAGAUAUUGCUGAGGCGCUGGAAGAACUGCACCCGACCCUUUUUAGAAUUCCUGGUGGCAACAUGUUGGAAGGGCUGGCGAACACCUCGUGGUGGGACUGGAAGAACUCGAUUGGGCCGCUGAAGGACCGACCAGGCUUUUCAGGAGUUUGGGAAUACCAGCAAACCAACGGGUUGGGCUUGAUGGAGUAUCUCCAGUUCGCAGAAGACCUCGGCAUGGAGCUCGUUGUGGGUGUAUACGACGGCUUGUCUCUCAACGGAGACGUGACCCCGCAAGACGAGCUACAGCCCUUCAUCGACGAUGCGCUCAACGAGAUCGAGUUCAUCAGCGGAUCUGCUGACUCGACCUGGGGAUCAGUCCGAGCCGAGCUGGGUCACCCAGAGCCUUUUCCACUCAAGUACGUCGAGGUCGGCAACGAGGAUUGGCUCGCCGGCGCGCCCGAAAGCUGGACGACGUUCAAGGCAUACCGGUUUCCUAUGUUUCUCGAGGCGAUCAACGAGGCGUAUCCCGACAUCCAGGUCAUCUCGUCGGGGUCGUACUAUGACGGCUACGACAUGCCCGAGCCCGGCGCCGGCGACUACCACGUGUACGCCGAGCCCGAUACUCUCGUCUCGGAGUUCAACAAGUUUGACAAUAUCACGACGCUCCAUCUCAUUGGCGAGAUGGCGGCUGUUCACCCGAACGGCGGUAUUGGCUGGGAUGGCCUUCUCAUGCCGUUCCCUUGGUGGGGAGGCGCUGUUGGCGAGGCCGUGAGUCUGAUUGGUUACGAACGUAACACGGAUAGGAUCAUCGGUGCAGCUUAUGCACCGAUUAUACGCAACAUGAACAGAUGGCAGUGGUCCAUCACCAUGAUCCAAUUCGCCGCCGACCCAGCGUUGACCACCCGUUCUACGAGCUGGUACGUCUGGGAGCUCAUGGCCGCACACAUCAUGACCGAUACGCUUCCAGCUACUUCAGACUUUGACCCGCUCUUCUACGUUGCCGGAAAGAGCGACAAGACCGGCGGCCAUAUAUUCAAAGCAGCCGUCUACAACUCGACGGACGGCGCCGACGUGCCCGUCAAGCUGGCCUUUGAGGGUGUCGGGCCUGGAACCGCGGCAGAGUUGACAGUCCUGACCGGACCUGAAAAUCCGUACAGCGUUAAUGAUCCGUUUACUGGUGUCAACGUUGUUGAGACUACAAAGUCAACUGUGACGUCUAAUGAACAGGGCGUCUUCGAGUUCGACUUGCCGAAUUUGAGUGUUGCUGUGCUGGAUACGAGCUCUGCUUCGAAUAGCACUAGUCGCAAGGUGAAAAGCCGGUGGAAUAGGCAGGUUGAAUAUAGGUGGUAG